This is a messenger RNA of Paramisgurnus dabryanus, 981 nucleotides long. It is a transcript of the gene il13, whose product is annotated as interleukin 13. Lineage: Eukaryota; Metazoa; Chordata; Actinopteri; Cypriniformes; Cobitidae. The record is from RefSeq and is a predicted model, not a curated record.
GGCAUCCAUUUUAGGGUUUAAAAACCCUUUAACUGUUUGAUAACAAAAGCACACGUUUUGCAGCAAAAGCUAUCAGUAUCGAUCAUUAAAAGUCUGCAGUAAUGAAACUUGUUUGCACAACCAAACACGGUCAACGCUCAGCCCAGCUAUUCAAAAUCAUUAAAAAAUUAUCUUUCUCGAUUCCGCUCUUCGACGAAAUCAGGGCAAUAUGACAGACGCGAACCACAAGUUAUCAACCCCAUCUUAACCAAUCAACCCAUGAGUUUGCAAGCACUUGCUUACUGUGCACAAUGGAAAUUUCACGAGAGUAUAUAUAUGCAGAGCACUGUUGAAGACGAAUCAUUCACUUUCGGGAUUCGAAAAACUAAAGCUAAGGAAACCAAUCUCUUGAAGCAAAAUGAUGACUUCUGGGACCACCAUGCUACUGCUGGCCUUUGUAGCUAUGUGCGUCUCGGCCGCUCCUACAAAACAGGAUUUGUUUAAAGAGUUUUUCGAUGAAUUGAAUGCCACAAUGAAAGAGCUUUCGAAGCAUCCCAUGGAUGACAUCUUUGUGAGUGAUCUGAAACACCAUAGCGAUUGUAAGGAUUUGUUUUUCUGCCAAGCUGAGGAUCAAUUGAUAAGAAAGGUUUCCGGGCACUCUGGGUCCAAGUUUGAACAUUUCCGCACAGACAAGAAGCUAAUAAGGACUUUGAAAAAGAUAAAUGAACAGCACAAUAUGAAAACGUGUAAACCUGCAGAUGACCAGGUUGAAGUCCAACUGUCUGAUUUUCUGAUGAAACUGAAACAAUGUGUCCAAAAGAGAAAUACCAUGAAAUCAAAGAAAUGAAGCUGUGCUGUAUUAAUUUAUAUAUUUAAUAUAUUUAUAUUGUCUAUUAAAAAAGACCUUUGCUUACAUGGACUUGUUUCUGUUAACAUUAAAAUGCAUUUGUUGCUGAAGAGAAAUAAAUAAAUAUAUUUUCCACCAUCAAAUACUGUUUUGUG